UCAAAAUUUGUUCAAUAGUGACGUCAUUUAGCCGUGAUUAAUUAAGAAGAAAGUGCGCAUAGAACCGAAUACAGUGGACAAAUAGUGUUGGUAUUUUCAUCAAAUUUUUUUCCCGUUUGAUGGUAACAAAAUUAGAAAAAAAGGAAAUUAUUUGACAUUUUUGCAAUGAUACCAUUACAGUGACAUCAUAACGCAGUCAAAUAGGAGAAAUAUCAUAGUGAUUUUGUUGAGCGUCAUCACAUCUUCUUCUAAUUAACUUUACAACGGGCGAAGGUAUAAACACUAUUCUUCACACGUUCUUUUCAGUGAACAAUUGUAGAAACAAAAAUGACACGACGUAGACAAAAUAUUGGUCGUCGUUUUGUAGAAACACAAAACAGGAUAAAUUCAAGAGCAAAUGAACAAACGAACAACAUGAAAAUCGUCUUACAACUUGUCGAGACCGUCAAGCAAGGUCACGUUCCGCUCAUUCAUCUGCUGAACAAAGACCCACGAAUAGAUUUCGAAUGGAACAACAUCGUCAAAUUGCAAGACGUCAAAAUCAAAGAAUACGAAAUCAAGAAGCAAGGCAAAUCAUCUAAAUAAUAUUAACUUACAUCGUGUUGCGUUUCAAUACAAUCCUGUGCUUGAGUAUAGUAUGCUUAAAUCGGUGAAUAUUGGCACAAUGAAUACGAUCUGUCAAUAUUGUCAUGCAUUAAAUUUCAAGUUUGAAACACCUGGCAUGUGCUGUGCAGGCGGUAAAGUUAAAUUACCGAUUUUAAAUCCACCACCAGAACCGCUGAAUUCAUUGCUCUCAGGUGAAACUCUAGAAUCAAAGCAUUUUUUGAAAAACAUUCAAACAUACAAUUAUCAUUUCAAAUGACUUCUUUUGGGGCUGAUAAAAUUGUGAGAGACAAUUACAUGCCAACAUUUAAGAUACAAGGUCAAAUUUAUCAUAGAGUUGGUUCAUUAUUGCCACUCCCUGAACAAAAUCACAAAUUUUUGCAAAUUUACUUUGUUGGAAAUACCGAGACAGAGAUUGAUUUACGAUGUGCAAUUAGUCACAAUAUUCGGCGAGGAAUAAUUAUACAAUUGCAAGAAUUCUUUCAUGAACAUAAUGAAUUGGUUCAUUUCUUUCGUACAUCUCUUGAACGAAUGAUGUCGGAUAGUCACAAAAUUGUAAUACGACCGAACAAAACGCCAGUUCUCAUGCAUGCCAGAAGAUAUAAUGCACCAUCUGUUGAUGAAGUUGCAAUAGUAAUUGUCGGUGACAAUUUUGAAAAAACGUGAUAUUGUGCUUCAUCGUCGUAACAAUCAACUUCAAAGAGUAGCUGAAACACACCGCUUUUACGAUGCAUUACAAUAUUAUUUUGGAGUGGCGAAGAAGGAUACAAUUUGAAUAUAAAAAUGGUAAAUCCAAC
Anastrepha obliqua is the source of this 1400-nucleotide messenger RNA. RefSeq lists its product as uncharacterized. Bases 859 to 1269 code for a protein of 136 amino acids. NCBI's taxonomy places the organism in Eukaryota, Metazoa, Arthropoda, Insecta, Diptera, Tephritidae. The transcript is spliced from 2 exons. The record is from RefSeq and is a predicted model, not a curated record.